This is a messenger RNA of Vombatus ursinus (common wombat), 2079 nucleotides long. It is a transcript of the gene PNPLA3, whose product is annotated as patatin like phospholipase domain containing 3. Bases 353 to 1480 code for a protein of 375 amino acids. The record is from RefSeq and is a predicted model, not a curated record. Gene Ontology annotation, biological process: lipid homeostasis; triglyceride catabolic process. Gene Ontology annotation, molecular function: triacylglycerol lipase activity. Gene Ontology annotation, cellular component: cytoplasm; membrane; lipid droplet. Lineage: Eukaryota; Metazoa; Chordata; Mammalia; Diprotodontia; Vombatidae. The transcript is spliced from 10 exons.
GAUAAUAAUAAUAAUCGUAAAGUGCUUAGCACAGUGCUGGGCACGCACAUUAAGAAAUGCGUGUUCUCCUCUCCUCUAGCCAUCUGCAACCCGCCCACCCUUCUUUGAGUUUGCCUCCAGAAGAGAGAGAGCUCUUGGCCCACGCACCCCACUCUCCCAACAGGAAAAAGAAAGCAAUUUUUAUGGUGGAAGAAGGAGGAGGAAACUGCAGGAAGCUGAGGCCCUACUUCGCUCCAGGCUUCGGAAGAGGUUCGAGCCUUGGUUCCCGGAGCUGACUCUUGGUAGGCCGGGGAAGGUGUUUGUUGUGAAUAUUUAGGGGUCGGGUUAAAGUUCCAGCUGGGAGCCCGGCGCUAUGGGAGGACCAGGAAACAGAAGGCGGCCACCCCCUCCAGUGAAGCCACCACGCAGAGAGGUAGUCCUCUGUGCCCCGUGCUGGGAACAUCGGCUCCAGAUUCUCAUGGACCUUGUCAGAAGUGCCAGAAAGCGCAAUAUUGGUGUGUUUCAUCCUUCCUUUAAUAUGUCCACAUGUAUCCGUGAUGGUCUAAACAAAGUCCUCCCCUCUAAUGUUCACAAGCUGGUCUCUGGCAAACUGGUCAUCUCACUCACCAGAGUGUCUGAUGGGAAAAACGUACUGGUAUCAGAUUUUGAUUCCAAGGAAGAGAUCGUUGAUGCUUUGGUUUGUUCCUGCUUCAUUCCUUUCUACUGCGGCUUAAUUCCCCCAACUUUCAGAGGUGUGUGGAGCCUGUCAGCACAACGAAAGCACGGAGCCAGGGGUUUGUCCCAGUGUGUGACAGUGUGUUUGAUGAGGAGGUCACUCCACAGAAGCACCACCAUCACCGUUUCUCCUUUCUACGGGGAGCACGACAUCUGCCCCAGAGUCAAGUCGACCAACUUCUUCCACGUGAACAUCACCAACCUCAGCUUCCGACUCUGCUCGGGCAACAUUUACCUCGUAGCCAGAGCCCUUUUCCCACCAGAGCCGAAGGUACUUGGAGAGAUCUGUCUUCGGGGAUAUUUGGACGCACUUAGAUUCUUGGAAGAAAAGGGCAUCUGUGACCCAUCGCCUCCUUUUCUGAAUGUGCCUGUGGAAGAGAAAGAACCGGAGAUCCCUUUAUCCUGCUGUGAAAAUCAGAGUCCCCCAACUAAGACGGAGGGUAACAAUGAGAUCACACCAGAGGGCGUUGAGUUUAUCGACCAUCUACGACUCAGCAUAAUUCCAUGGGAUGAGGAAAUCUUGAAAACUGUCUCACCUGAACUUUAUUUAGCUCUGCAAAAAGCAAUGAAAGAAAAGGGUGGAUACUUGGCCAAGAUCCUCAACUGCUUACCUGUUCGGAUAAUGUCCUACGUGAUGCUCCCAUGUACGCUGCCUGUGGAAUCUGUGGUUUUUGUCGUGCAAAGGCUAGUGAGAUGGUUUCCAGAUAUGCCCGAUGACCUCGAAUGGUUGCAGUGGGCUGCUUAUAAAAUCUUCCGUCUAGCAUGAGAGUAUCUCCUUCUAGUAUCCAAGUGAGGAAAUGAAGGCCUUUUCCAAGGCUGCUCAAGUAGCUGUGGAGACUGGAGAUGAACCUCUGCUUCCAGAAUCCAAAUCCAAGUGAUUUUACCCCAGAUAUUCCUUCCUGUUACAAUCUAAGAAGACAAGGAGUUCUUUUUACUUUUCAGGAACCAAAGCCCGUCUUUAGGAAGAAGCCGCCAGUUCGCCUGUCUCGAGCAACCUGGCCUUGCUUAGAAGCUCUCAGCUUUUCUACACAUCUGGAAGACAGGCUCAGUGAGGGCCCUUCAGUUUCAUGUGCCAUGGAGGCCGAAGCUAGCAAUGAAAGAUACUCCAUCUUAAAAUCCAACCUCGUGUUUUCUCAAAUGAUAAAAUGCCUGGGUAGAAGAAAAUUCUAACAUCUCUUCUCCAAUAAGAAAGCAAUUUAAAAGUCACUUUAGAAGAGAAAUUUAGAACACUAUUUCUAAGAAUAUAAAAUCCUUUAUAUAAUUUGAGAGUUACUUUUCAAACUUGGGUUUAUAAUGACCCACUAGACACUAUAACUGUACAGAAUUGUGGCUUCUGUACUGAAUCUUCCAAUUUAUCUUUUUUUU